Symbiodinium necroappetens is the source of this 1569-nucleotide messenger RNA. The record is from the annotation of a GenBank genome assembly. NCBI's taxonomy places the organism in Eukaryota, Dinophyceae, Suessiales, Symbiodiniaceae.
AUGGCACGAAGAUCUCCUCGACGAUGCGUAGCUCUGGCCGUGCUCGCAGCUUGCUUCUGUUUCUACUCAUCAAGCCUUGGCUUUGCCAGCGAUGAGGCGAAAGAUCAGCUUGAGAAGGCUGUGAAGGUAUGGAAGCAGCCGCAUGCGAUCCGCAUCGCGGGCUCCAAGUUCGCCGUGGACACGAUCUCCCAGGGAGCGCCCCAGUGGCAGGUGAGGGCUACCGAGGCCAACGGCUCCACGGCACUCUUCGCCGCGCGCGAGGAUGGGGGCAGCGUCGUCUAUGGGGUGAACUACGACUCGGCGAAGAGCAGCUACAAAGCUCCUUAUGGAUCGCGCGUCGCCCUGGCAGCCACUGGCGACGAGGAGGGCAGCGACUACGACUGGACUGUUCAGGUGGAAAGGAGUAGCAGUGCCCCUCAGCGCAUCGCCUUUUCCGGGAACAGCGAGGACAUGGUUUAUGAUGCCACGCUUGCUGCGGAGAAGCCACUCGGUGGAGGCGUCACAGGUCUUGUGGCUGUGGACAUGAAGAGGCGCUCAGGUGAUGAGAGUUUCCUGCCCACCUGGAUCAAGCCGAGCUUCGGUGCGAAGUAUGCGUCCGGCAAUACGGAAUACAGGGCGGCAGUGUUCCCAGACUUUCAGCAAGAGAACACCACCUCCGUGGAUUGGGAGGCAGUUAUGAAAGGUCGCUUGGAGGGCUGGAGCUCGAAGCAGGGUGGAAAGAUCCUCACAACGGAUCCCCAGUACACUCUGCGGCUGUCGAAGGAUGGCUUGCAGGGUCUGGUCAAAGCGCCGGCAAAGCUUGGAACAGCUUUUGGCCUCGUCGGCACCAUCAACACAGAGGGGCAGUACGAUGUUGCGGGCUAUGGCGAGUGGACCGGCGAGCGCAAGGUAGCCGACGGUGUCAAGCUUGAUAGCAGCAUCAAGGCGUCAGCCUCGCGUGGCAGCGUGGAUGUGCAACCUUUGGGAACUGGUGUCACCUUAGACCUCGGAGCCCUGGCCCCCAAGUUCGCUGCAAAGGGCUCCACCCUGGCCCUCCAAAGCCGUUACAAGUUCGGUGCAUCUCGGCCGGCUGUGGCCGCCGCAAUGGCACUGACUUCGGCCAAGGUUCCGGAGGUGGAUGUUAUGGGUCUUGCCUCCUACGACUCCGCUGGGGAUGUCACGAGCUCAGUGAAGGUGACUGCUAGCAAGCUCCGCGGCAUCGACGCAAAGUACGAGAUGAGAUCCUCGAACUCCAAGUUUCGACAGGCUAUCGCGAUGGCGUCUCCCCGUGUCGACUUUGGGGAUGGAAGCUACCUGCGCCUCACCGGCAAGGCCUAUAAGGGAGAGGAGUUCGGCGAGAAGCCUCGCGUGCAGCUGGGCGUCCAGUAUGAGGGCAAGGUCGACAUCCUCGGCAGGAGCCUCGAUCUUGGAGGGGAGAGCGCCGGGUUCGACAGCGGCCGAAGCCUUCUCGAUGAGAUGGGCCGGCCCUGGACCAGCCCCGAGCUCAAAAAGGCCACAAACACGGCCAAGGUGGUGCGUUCGCACAUCCAAAGCGAGUAUGGAGAGGGCAAGCGAUGGAUUUCCAAAUGA